CGAAAUGCUGAGAUAUUUGAGUAGGAAUACAUUGAAUAAGCGCGUGUGUAGUAUAUCCCCUAUACACACACCACACAGACUACACUCUAGCGACUCAAAGAAGACGCAUUUCGGCUUUAAAAGCGUAGAUGAGGAUCUAAAGGAGGGAUUAGUUGGCUCUGUUUUCAGCUCCGUAGCUCCAGCGUACGAUAUCAUGAACGACGUUAUGUCCUUAGGUAUUCACAGGCUCUGGAAGGACGAUUUCGUGAAAUUACUCAAUCCACGCUCUACUAAGUCACCUCAAGAAGCUGGCGUAAGUGAAGAAUACGCACGUAAAUUUGGAGGCACAGGUCUUAACUGUAUAGACAUGGCUGGCGGCACAGGCGACAUAGCACACCGUAUACUCGACCACGCGAAGGAUGUACACGCUGAUAGAUCUAUAAAGGUUACCGUUAUGGAUGUCAACGCAGAAAUGUUGUCUGAGGGCGAAAAACGUGCACGUAAAUCAAUGUAUUUCAACACAGACCAGAUAGAUUUCAAGCAAGCAAAUGCUGAACAGCUCAGUGAGGUCGAAAGUAAUACAGUUGACCUCUACACGAUGGCAUUCGGUAUCAGGAACUGCACACACAUUGAUAGAGUUAUAGAAGAGGCCUACCGUGUUCUCAAACCGGGCGGGGUUUUCGCCGUAUUGGAAUUCGGCAAAGUAAACCAACCAUUGCUCUCAAAUCUCUAUUCUAUUUAUUCAUUCAACGUCAUUCCAGCCAUGGGACACCUCGUAGCAGGCGACAGGGAGUCAUACCAAUACCUCGUCGAGUCUAUAGAGAGAUUCCCAGAUCAAGUUACCUUCGCAAACAUGAUGCGUGAUGCGGGCUUCCUCAUACCAAACAAGCGUGGAUAUAGAGAUUUGACAUAUGGUGUUGCGAGUGUAUGGAAGGGUGUCAAACCGGUUGUAUGAGUAAAAAAUAAUGCAUUGUUUGAUCUUCG
This is a messenger RNA of Wallemia mellicola CBS 633.66, 963 nucleotides long. Its product is annotated as ubiquinone/menaquinone. The record is from RefSeq and is a predicted model, not a curated record. The coding region runs from base 5 to 934 and encodes 309 amino acids. Gene Ontology annotation, molecular function: methyltransferase activity. Gene Ontology annotation, biological process: ubiquinone biosynthetic process. Lineage: Eukaryota; Fungi; Basidiomycota; Wallemiomycetes; Wallemiales; Wallemiaceae. The transcript is spliced from 2 exons.